AUGGCGGGUCCAAAGAGGGCCGCUUUCGCUGAGGAGAGCGCCGAGGUCGAGGUGCUCUACGCCAACUUGACCAAGAUGAAGAGCUUGACCAAGAAGAUCCAAGCUUCCAUGAGCCGUCUCGAGACGAGUGGACAGACAGUCGAAGAGGCUAUUGGGCCCAUCUAUGGAAACACACAAAAACUGCAGACGACCAAUGCAAACAUCGAUCGCGUCAUCAUGGCCAUCGACAGGAUCCGUGAGCCCCUGGACAUGCGCAACAGGGAGGAGCAGGUCUUGCGCUCCAAUCCUCAGUCUGUCGGCUUGACCGAGUACAUAUCAUCUAUCGAUCGCACUCGCCAGGCUCUGGGUGAUCUGAAGCAGUCAAACCUCCGUUCGAAUCAGCAAGCCAUCUCUGAGCUCAACAGUCUCUUGAGCGUGGGAAGUCGACAACUCGAAGACGUCUUCCAAGGCACUCUUCGCGACGGCGUAGCCCCGGUCGAGCCUCUCCACUUCAUCACCAAGAACAUCGACUUUCCUCGUAUCUCGUCAAACAAGACAACUCAACUCCGCACCAUCAACGCGCACGCAUCUUCGUCAGCGUCUGAGCUUGCGCAGGGCGACUCGAGAGGUACACCAACAGCCAAGAUCUACGCUGAAGUACGGGGCCAGUACAUCACCUCGAGUCUACAAAACAUGGCCGCUGCCUGUCUAGCAACUGCGCGGAAGCAGAACCCCAGCACUGCCACUAUAUAUAAGAAAGGUGACAAUGCUAUCGGUAUGUAUGCUGCCGGUAUCAAAGGCAUGUUUAUCGCUGAGUACGACAAUAUCUGUCCUGUCUUCGAUCGCGAAGAGUGGAGUCUGGUUCUGUCAAUGACCUGCCAGGGUGCCUUGACAGCCUUUGCUGCCACUUUGAGAGAUCUCGACCGUCACAUCAAGGAUAACAUUACAAGUGAUUGCUUCCUAGCGUACGAGAUCAUCGAAGUUGUAUCAAACACAGCUCUUGAGGUUGAAAGCAAGACAGGACAACUAAAGAGUGAGAUAGCCGAUGCUCUGAAGCCCAUACGAGAAACCGCCAAAUCCUCUCUCUCGGCACUUUUGACAGACGUGCGAAACCGAGUGCAGCAGAUGAUGCAGCUCCCUGCCGAUGGUUCCGCAAUCUCCUUGACCUCGGAGAUGAUGACUCGAUUGCAGGCCAUGACUGGCUUCCUUGUGCCCUUGUCGUCCAUCUUGAUAUCUCUCGGGAAGGGUGGUUGGUCUGCGCCAGGACCUGCUUCGUCCAGCACUUCUAUACCCACUCUCAAGUCUUUCGAUGUUGGCGCAGACGGUCGCAAACUAUUCGCAGACUACGCAGCAGACACCAUACACACCCUGUUAUCCAAUCUUGAAGCACGGUCCCAAGCUCUGCAGAAAGGAAAAGGCGUACAAGGUGUGUUCCUCGCGAACAAUAUUGCCAUCAUUGAUCGUAUGAUUCGAAGCUCUGAACUCGGUCCGCUGUUGGAGCCCGCACAGCCUAAGAUUGAAGCCUGGCGUGUCAAAGCGACUAAGCAUUAUAUGACUACCUGGAACGAGGUAUCAGCUUAUCUACUUGAUGUACAGUACACCAACCGCGGUCCUCGUCCUCCCAGUACCGGCACCGCAGUCGACUCGGCAGCGUUCGUCAAGGCUUUGUCCUCGAAAGAGAAAGACUCGUUGAAGGAGAAAUUCCGCGGAUUCAACGCAUCAUUUGACGAGAUGGUCGCUAAACACAAGACCUACAAGAUGGAGAAAGAGGUUAAGACCUCACUCGCACGGGAUGUCCAAAGGUUCAUCGAGCCUCUCUACGGUCGUCAUUGGGACAGAUACCAUGAGAUUGACAAGGGUAGGGGCAAGUACGUCAAGUAUGACAAGACGCAGCUCAAUGCGGUGCUCACGAAUCUGGGGUAA
Molecule: messenger RNA, 1902 nt
Organism: Aureobasidium namibiae CBS 147.97
Lineage: Eukaryota; Fungi; Ascomycota; Dothideomycetes; Dothideales; Saccotheciaceae
Exons: 1
Coding region: 1-1902 (633 amino acids)
Biological process (GO): exocytosis
Cellular component (GO): exocyst
Molecular function (GO): phosphatidylinositol-4,5-bisphosphate binding
Source: RefSeq, a predicted model, not a curated record